AUGAUUAUUCUCUCUUCCCCUUGCCUCCCUUCCCUCCCUUCCACACUCUUUUCCCAGUCGUUUGACGCAGUGAGGGCGGAGCUGGAGCAACUACCGCAGGACACGUCGUUUGACGCAGUGAGGGCGGAGCUGGAGCAACUACCGAGUGACACGUUGGCGCUGCAGCAGCUGGGCAUGCACAGUGGGCGGCGGCUGCUGCAGCUGGACGUGAUCACGGAGCAGCUGGCCACGCAGGUCAUGAACCACCACCAGAAAAUGGUGCAAGGAAUGCAGCUGGUGGGGGAGCUGGACCGAGAGCUGCGGGUGGUGUCUGUCAUCUGCCGGAAUGCGCGGCGGCAUCUAAACAAGGCGAUGGAGGAGGUUGCGAGCGACCUGGUGGUGGCUGCCAGUGUCAACAAGAAGAAAAUGCUCACUAGCAUGCUACCAGUGCUGAUGCGCAUGCAGCAGGUGGUGGACGUGAGGGGGCGCAUGGACGCGUGCAUCGACGAGGGCGACUUCGCCCGUGCCUUGCGCCUCUGCUCGCACUGCCUCGUGCUCAUCGAACAAAACGCACAACUGGCGGCCAUACGAGACAUGAACAUCAGCAUCGAGGAGUGGCUCACCCAGGUGGUGGACCAUGUAGAUGCUCUGCUCUUCACUGUCUGCAAGUCCUUCGACUCUCCUUCUUAUGCCGUUGUGAUCGACGCGUAUGCAGUGAUGGACGAUGCGGCCACGCUGGCAGACAAGGUGCAGAACUUCUUUGCGCAGUCUGUUGUCACCUGCACCUACGACACGCUGCUGCAGUUCCUCGAGCAGGCGAUGGGGGAAGAUGACGGGCACAGAAGCAGGCUGGCCUACAGUGAGCUGUGUGUCGAGCUGCCGGAUGGCGUGUUUCGUCUGUGCCUGCUGCGCACUCUGCGUGUGCUGUUUGACUUGUUCUCAUCACACCACCACAUGAUGACAUGGCGUCACCCCUAUGUCAGACGCCCCAACACCAUGUCAAUGGACCGCUUUCCCCGCAUGGCAGCAUCGGACCCCACGUGUGCCUCUGCGCCUGUCUCUGCUUCCAGCUCCGCCUCCGACCUCCCCCAACUCGCCCGCAUCCCCGCUCCACCCAAUGGCCUGCCCCGCUCCUCCUCCGUCUCUGCUUCUACUGGUAGCGCUGCUGCUGCUGCUGGUGAUGCUGCUGGUGGCCCUGCUAGUGCUGCUGGUGGUGCGAGUGCUGGUGAAGGAAACGGAGCUGCAGCUUCUUCUGAGGGCGCAGCAGCAGGUGGUGAGGGCAGGGCACCAGGUGAGUCGCGAGAGGGGCUGCAUGCAAGGCGGAGGAGCCACAGCCUGGUGAUUGAGAUCCCUGGGGGCGGUGAGCAGCUGCAGGAGAAGAUUGAGGAGGGAUAUAGUGAGAGGGACAAAGGGGCUGAACCAGGGAAGGCGCAAGAUGGGGAGAGAAAAGGCGGGAGUGAGGGCGCUGGUGGGACAGGCGCAGAGGCGCAGCAGCAGCGUGGGCAUGCGGCGUUGCAGCAGCAGAGGCGGCAGCAGCUGUCGCUGCAGCCGCAGCAGCAGCAGCAGCACGGCGUUGGUGGUGGAGAUGAUAGAAGCAGAAAUCGGGGUGGUGGAGGGGGAGCGGACAUGGCACUGAGAACAGACGAUGUGAUGAUGAUGGGGAGUGACUUUAGAGAGGGGUCGCUGGCGGAUCUGCCGCCCAACGUGGCGCGCAAAAUGCGUGUCAGCACCACGGCUGCUGUCUGCCGCGCGCUGCAGAAGAAUAGGAAGGCUGUGUGGGAGCUUGCGGCACGCCGCGUGGGUGCGCUGCUCACCGCGCCGGCGCUCUGCUCAGGAUCGUCGCAACAGUUUCUUCAGUGCUUGGAGUGGGUGGACAAGUUUGCAGCAGUGGGCGAGGCGUUCACAGGGGUGGAGGCGGCGGGGCUGCGAACCAAGAUGGUGAAGCAGAGCGAGGUGUACUUCAACACCUUCCACCGCCAGAACCUCAAGGUGGGACUCAUCCACUGUGGUCUUGAGUCGACUCAAAACACGACUCAUCCAUGGCAGGUGCUGUUGCAGGCUGAAAGCCUGAGAGGCGGAAAUGGGAGUAGAGAGAGUGGGGCAGUGGAGGGCGUGAGCUCGGGUGGUGAGGGAGCGAAGGAGAGAAGGGAUUUCCGAGAGUGGCUGGAGCGAGGGAACCCGUUUGCAGCAGUGGAGGCGGGGGAGGAGGAGGCAGCGGAGGGGAGGGAGGGAGGGGAGGGGGCGGAGAGUGGUGAAAGGAGCAGCAGCGGGAGUGGCGGAGGGACAGGGGCGAGGGAAGGGGGAGCAGGAGCUGGGUCUGGCCGGGGCAGGAGGAGUUCGGAGGCAGGAGGGGGUAAUGUGGGGGGGGGAGGCGGACUGGAUACGGGUCUGGCGCUCACUGGCGCUGCUCUCACUGUCGUCAGGUGUGUGGGUGCUUGUGUCUAUCAGCUCAUGGACCGGUACACGCGCCUCAUGGGGCUGCUGCCUCCCAUUGCUUCCGGGAUCUUCGCUGGUCUGUGCCAGCUGUUCGACCUCUACCUAGUCACGGUCUUCCGGCUGUUUGGCAGCCCCGAUGCAGUCAGCACACUGCGCUCCUCCGACCCUGCUGCUGCUGCCCUGCUGACCCCCAAGCUGCGCACCACGCUGGCACGUGUCGCGCAGGGAUUGGACGACGCGCGCAACCGGCCCAUCUCCAGCAGUGGCAGUUUGGCAGGGGGCGGAUCGAACAACGUACUCGUGUCAUCGUCGAACAUGUUUGGACUUAAGGAGCGCUGUGUGGCGAUGGAGUCACUCAUGUGGCUCACGGACAUGCUGCGGCAGACCAAGCCGCGCUUCCAGUCGCUGCUCGCCCCGCCUGCCUGGACCAACAUGGACGUCUUCUAUGCCCGCACGUUGGACGCAGUACCGGACUUGUGGGAGCACGUGCUGCGCACCCUCGUGAAGCUGCUGCUGAGCAUAGCGGGCACGGCGGACCGCAUUGCUGCGGUGAACUGGGAGCCGGCUGACAUCGGCACACAGCAUAACAUCUAUGUGGAAAAUCUGGUUGCGGAGUUCCGGCUCUUCGCCCACCGCCUGGGGCAGUCUGGAGCGCCUCGACAGGUGCAGGAUCAGCUGGUGGCAUACGGCCUGGACGAGCUCUGUGACGUCAUGCUAGACGGCAUCUGCCGCGUCAAGAAGUGCAACAGCAAUGGCCGCGCCCUCAUGUCCCUUGACCUUCAGGUGCUGGUGCAAGGUUUGCAGCCCAUAGUGGGGCGGGGGGCAGUCAAGGGGCUACAGCUUGUAGACAACUACAUUAAGGCAUUCUACUUGAGUGAGAGCCAGAUCAUCGACUGGGUCCGAGCACAUCCUGAAUACACGAAAGCGCAGGUGAUAGCAUUGGUGGUGAUGGCUGCUAAUGGCGGCAAUUGGAAACUGAAGAACAAGUUCGAGAUUAUUAAGAAGAUAGAUACAGCUUUCAUGGACUUAAACUUAGACCCUCCACCAGAAGAUCCUAACUAUUUUCCUGGAGGACCCGAUUCGGGAUAUAACACGGGCAGUAUCCCUAGAAAUACCGAGUCUCGUUUGCGAGCCGCUGCUUUUCGUGAUCGGGUUACCGAUGACAGCGACGUUGUUGCCGCUGCUUUUCGCGAACGGGUUUUUUAUGACGGCGACGCCGCGCAUCCAUCGGGUUACCAUCACCACCACCAUCAUUAUCCCGGACGCGAACCGCUCGUUGAUUUCCAACCUCCCGCAGUGCACAGCCGAGAUCAGGCUCGCACGGUUGCGGAUAGAUCGCAGCCGUUCGAUCCGGCAGAUGGCGGUCCUGAAGACCUCGCGAUGGACGGCGCUGAUCAGGCGGAGGGUAUCAAGGGCGGCUCUCCUCUAGGCAAUGCCGCUUCCCCUGACCGCACCUUGAUGCGAAGCGCUCCGCCGUGUUCGGGGGAGGACUCCGCGGGAGCAGACUGCGCGGGAGCAGACUCCGGGGGAGCGGACUGCGCGGGUUUUGACGUCGCGCAGCAGCCGUGCGCGCGCGAAAUGGCUCCUGAGUUCCGGAGAAGCGCCGAGCGCGGAGCAGCGCGCGCGUGGAGGGGGAGCGGGUACUUCGCGGUGCUGCCCGACAACCUGUGCGCCAAGAUCGCGUCGUGCAUCGUGCACGCCAAGAGCCUCGUCGCCUUCCGCUCCACCUGCUCCUACCUCCGGCGCGUGGUGCGGGUGGGCGGGGCGCUGGUGUUUCUGGCGGAGGACUUCCCCCACCGCGAGGCGGCGGAGAGGGGAAUCACGCAGGCGCUGCUGCAGGCCACUGCCGCCGUCACCUCGCUCUACGUCGAAGCUCCCCCCGCCUCUGACCCUUUCCAGGUGCGCAACGUUCCCGCCUCCGACCCCUUCCAGAAGAGCUCAAGCCCACCUUUUCUCUACUUCCCCCCCACCUUCCCCACACCUUUUUCCCGCACCCUCCUCCCUUUCGUCCAGGAGCUAGCGGUGAUGACGUGGUGCCUGGUGUGCCGUGACUCCCUGGAAGAGCUCACUCUCGUGGACGGCACAGCAGACGCCGCCAUUCUCACCGUGGUGGCGGGGGACAUGGUGGCGGAUCUGCUGGCGUGCUGCUCAAGAUUGCAGGAGCUGACGCUGCUGCUGUGCUCGGGGAUCGGUCCGCUUGACCUCAUGCAUGCGCCCUGUGCGGAGUUGAGGAGGUUUGAAGUGAGGCUAAGCAACCGUGCGGCCAGGAAGGAUGCUUGUUUGGAGCUGCUGCGACUGAACGCCCCCAACCUCGAGUUGACAGGUGACGACUGGAGCUGGGGCACGGUGCGAGCCAUUCUGGACCUCUGUGCUCUGUCGCUCGAGGAGCUCUCACUGACCUGCUACAUCGACCCGCUCUCAGCGGCGUCCAUCGACACGGCUACGGCCUUCUUCUCCUCGCUGCCCUCGCUGCGCUUCCUGCUGCUCUGCCCCUCCGUCUACUACGUCAUGAUCGCCACACUGGGCGACACAAAGGUUAUCAGGGCUCCCAGCCUGGAGGAGUUCCACGUGGAGUAUCACGACCACGCCAUGGCAGUCAUCGCCUUCCUCACCGCCCUCCUGCGCGGCAGCCCGCGACUGCGGUGCAUACAGCCCAUGGUCACGGUGCCGCAGGAACCCGGCAAGGACUUGUUGGGGGACAAGGACUUCCGGCAGGCUAUCUCUCGCCUCCAGGCCGAGUUCCCCCGCGUGUGCUUCCCCUCUGUCUGGCAGCUGUCAUGA
Closterium sp. Yama58-4 is the source of this 5196-nucleotide messenger RNA. The record is from the annotation of a GenBank genome assembly. Lineage: Eukaryota; Viridiplantae; Streptophyta; Zygnematophyceae; Desmidiales; Closteriaceae.